UAUGUGCGACUUGACGCUGACGACGAGCCGGAGGGAAAAAAAGCGAAGAAGAAAAAAGAGGCAGAUCUGAGGUUUGAGGAUUUCCACAAAGUUUCCUCCGUCGGGACGUGCGGAGGCCGCGGGGGGUCGACGGGACCCCGAUCCCACCGAAAUAAUGGACGAUUCUCAUUUCAACUCAUCAUACUUUUGGUCUCCUAUCCCAACUGUACAAGGACAGAUUGAGAACGCCAUGUUCCUGAACAAGGCAAAGGAGCAGCUAGGCCUGGAGAAGGCCAAUGCAGCCUCCUUCUCUCAAUCCUCUACGUCGUCCACCUCCUCCCCCCACUACCCUAUGGCUGUGCUCGCCAUCCCCGGCUCAGUGGACUCAGGGGCCGGUGUUCGACUGGUCCCGAAACAGGAAGGAAGUGGGGGCAGCGCAGGGGGAGGUGGCGGAGGGGGGCACCUGCACCAAUCGCAAACCUCCCAAAACGUCACGGUUGUGCCUGUUCCCUCCACGGGCAUCAUGACUGCAGCGGGGUUAGUGAUCACCACCCCCCAAGGCACACUGGUCCCCACUGCCUCCACGCAGUCCUUUGUAGCUGGACCCCACACUGCCACCACCAUGAUAGUGUCUGCAGUGCACCCCUCAAACACAGACAAGAAGCAGGACUUUGCCCUCCCUCCUGCUGUUGUAAUGCCGACACCAUCAAAGCGAGGCAGGAAGAGCAAACAGGUGAUGAGCAGAGUGGCGGGAGUAGGUGGGGUCCUCCCUCCAGGAAGUGAUACAUUAAUACUUGCUCAUCUAGCUGCUGGUGGACAGCACCACACUGCUGAUCCAUACGACCUGUCAAAUGAUGAGGAUGAUCAUACUAGCAAGGAUGGCCCCAAAUCCUACAGGUGUCGGAUGUGUGCAGUGACGUUCUUCAGCAAGUCCGACAUGCAGAUCCACGCCAAGUCCCACACCGAGGCCAAGCCCCACAAGUGCCCCCACUGCUCCAAGUCGUUUGCCAACUCCAGCUACCUGUCCCAGCACAUCCGCAUCCACAGCGGGGCCAAGCCCUACUCCUGCACCUACUGCCAGAAAACAUUCAGGCAGCUCAGUCACCUACAGCAGCACACACGAAACCACACUGAGUCCAAGCCCCACAAGUGUCCCCACUGCUCCAAGUCGUUUGCCAACUCCAGCUACCUGUCCCAGCACAUCCGCAUCCACACUGGGGCCAAGCCCUACUCCUGCUCCUACUGCCAGAAAACAUUCAGGCAGCUCAGUCACCUACAGCAGCACACACGGAUUCACACCGGUGACCGGCCGUACAAGUGUAACCAUCCUGGCUGUGAAAAAGCUUUCACUCAGUUGUCCAACCUACAGUCUCACCGUCGGCAGCACAACAAAGACAAGCCAUUCAAGUGCCACAACUGUAACCGUGGUUACACCGAUGCUGCCAGCCUGGAGGUGCACCUGUCCACACACACUGUCAAACACGCCAAGCUCUUCUCCUGCGGCCUGUGUAACCGAUCCUAUACCUCGGAGACGUAUCUAAUGAAACACAUGAGGAAGCACAACCCCGACCCACUAACAGUGGCAGCAACAGUAGCUGCUCAGCAGGCCCAGGGCCUGACGCCAGGUGGAGGAGGGGGCAGGGGCCGAGGCCGUGGCCGAGGGAGAGGAGGCGGUGCAGGAAGAGUGAGCCAGCUCCAAAGCCAGAACAACCCAAAUAAUAGCAACCAGAACCCUAACGCAGGACCCCAAGGCAGCUACCAGCAAUCCUCGGAAGCUGUGGUUCAGUGUCCGUUUGACCUGCAUCAAUACAAGACAGUGGCAGCCGGUGAGAUCCAGUACAAACCGGUCUCUGUGGCAGACCUGCCAGUGGUCCACAAAGACCUUUGCCUCACUGUCUCCACAUCAGCCAUACAGGUGGAGCACAUGAACUCAUAGGCUGCAUCUUCCCACUCUGAGGAAUUACUUAAUGUGUCUGCAGUGUAAAAUCAAAAAGGUCCAAAUGAACAACUAAUUUGACUCUAUUCAAUAUUGUAGCUUUUUUUAAACAAGGAGAAAAAUGGCUAUGAUUUGGUGGAAUUUGUUAACUAGAUCAUCUGAUUUAUUGAUACUUGUAUAAGGAACCAGUGGAAUCCAUUUGGUUUCACUUCCCUGUGGCUUCGAGUGACAAUUUUUCAAAGGAGUUGCUCACUUAUGGUCAAAGAUUGAAAAUGUCUAAUUUCAUUCAGUCAGUGCCAAUUUUUCCUACAUUUUAAGAAGCUUCAAUGUUGAGUAGAGGAUUAAAUUACUUGGUCAACCACAGAUAUUUUACUAUAUGUUUCCGAUUCCUGAGCCAACAUGGUGCAAAGUUUCUCUCAAUAGAAAUGCUGGUCGAGGAAAGAGAUAUAAGAGGUUUAUUCUUCAGCCUGGAGCCACGUUCCUCCAGUUUGUGAAGACUCCUGAAUCCUCAUCUGAUAUUUUAAGUCUUUUGAUGAUUAUUUAGGAGGAAAUUAAAUCCAGACCUGAGGCAUCUUUAUUCCAAUUUUAACUUAAAUCAACUUGCUCUUUAAAAUGCACUUAAAAUCCUAAACCAGCAGUCCUGCUCUGAGAAUCUUGCUGAAAGCGGCUCACCGGUGUCACAUCUCUUUUUUAUUGCAUUGUUUGCAAUAUGCAUCAUUGGAGGAUUGAGGUGUAAAAUAUCUGUAAAAAGAAAAAUUACAUUGUUCUCUGCACAUUUACAGUCCAGAGAAUGGUGUGGUUGUUUUAUAACACAUUCAGAUCACAUUAAUCUGAACAUUCUCCAGUAUUUUGUUCAAGCCAAAACAAGGGAGGGAAAGAAGAAGGAAUCGGUCUUGAAAACAAUUUUUUUUUUAAUGCAACUGAAACAGUGACGCAGAGCUACUGAAAGAUAAGGGCGUGGUGUGUUCUGGAAUUGGUUUAAAGCCUGAGGCUGAAUCUCAGUGAUCAUUUCACAAAUCAUGUUGUCCUUAUUUACACCCAACCUCCUCAGACAUUGAGGAGCUGAGGAGCCGUUUCCCAAAGUAUUGAACGACCGAGACGAGCGGUUGGAGAAAGCAGUAAAUGUGAGGGAUCGGCAGCAGAGCAAGAUGUAAACACGAGAGGGAGCGAGUGGGUCGCUGGGGUGGGAGGGGUCAAAAGAACGCACUUAGUGAAGUACUUCACGCCUAUGUUUGUCAUCAUUGUACUUUUUUUAAUAUAUCAUGUAUGUAUUUUUCUACCAACAGAGGAACGUGUUAACAAUAGAUGAGAAAGCCACGUGAGUGCAUGAAUGUGAAGGGAACAGGGGAAAGUCUGUACAGAGUGUUUUUGUUCCUUUUUUAUCCAGAGGAAGACAGUUAACUAACCUCCAGAGAGUAGAGACUGCCCAACUCGACAUUGUUGGGGAAAUAAUGAUUGUGUGAUAAAAAUGGCUGACAGGUACUGUUAUCAAUCUUUUUUUAAAGACCUUUUCAUACAUAUUAUUACUACUUUCAUUAUAACUGUAUUGCAAAUAUUAUCCACAUUAUUAUCAAACUGAGGCAUUAUUGUAUUUCAGUAUGCUGUACAUAAAAUAGAUAGAAAAGACUUUUUCAUCUGUAUAAGGGAAGUGUGUCCUGUGUAUUGCAUAUACAGAAACUAAAGGAACUCAAAUGAACAAGUAUCAAAUCAUGGCCGUGUCCCAGGUCACCUUCACACUGACAGAACGUAACUGCUACGCUCAACAAAGUCUGCAAAGAAUGAGAAAGAAAAGUCUUUGGGAAAUUUACAAAAAGAUUGUUAAAUUAGUAGUUUUUUGUCCUUUCUGUAAUGUGUGACUAAAGGAAAAUUUGCUGCACUUUCAAUCACACUCAUCCAUUAAACUUUUCUAGACUUCAACCGAACCUCAAACAUUACAGAGCAGUUGGCAGAGAUGGAGUUGGGGAUAAGAUAAUCCUUUGAAUUUGCCAGAAUAGGGUUCUCACAAAUUGUUUGUUGUUGCUGUAGUUCUGCUGGGAAUUUCUCCAUGAACACUUUAACUUUGUUAAUCUUAAUUAUAAAAAAAAGGCAGUCCUAUUUUGAAACCACAUUUAAUUUCACUCUAUCCAGAUUAUCAUUUGGACCUGCACAAAAUUGCAAGCAUUCAUAAAUAUGAGUCGUAUAAAUAUGACAUAUUUUAUCAUAAAGAUCCGUGAAAUCUCUGAGAAAGCAACAACAUUUUUGAUAUAUCUCAUAAUGUUAAAGAAAGUGCAAAUCAAUUCCAGGACCAGCAUUAACAUUUGGACCUAAACCUCUUCCUUGGUCAUGGCCCAUCCCUCUAAAUUUAAUGGAAAUAGGUUCAGUAUGUUUUUUGCAUAUUCUGCUAACGACGAAACAAGACAAAAACCUGAUCUCCUUGGUGGAGGUAAUGAGGCUGUGACGUUGGCCUGGGACACUGCUGCCAUGUUUUUGUGCUCUACCCAAUCACAAUGCUCUGACGGCCUCUACACAGGGCUGGUGUCUUCACAUAUACUCCUCCCUGUACUUCAUUGUGUCUUUUUAUGAAAAAUAACCCAUUCCCAAUAUUCAUGUUAAUGUUAUUACUGAUUUUCCUGAUAAUAAUACAGUAAUUAACUUCCCUCUUAUGCUACACUCUGGCAUACUGUAUGCACAGUUACACCUCCUGCUCAUCUGAACAGACUGUUUCUUCCCUUAAGGAGAAUAAAGUUAAAAAAAACAGUUUAUGAAGAAA
Pleuronectes platessa (European plaice) is the source of this 4664-nucleotide messenger RNA. It is a transcript of the gene znf384a, whose product is annotated as zinc finger protein 384 a. Lineage: Eukaryota; Metazoa; Chordata; Actinopteri; Pleuronectiformes; Pleuronectidae. The record is from RefSeq and is a predicted model, not a curated record. The transcript has 11 exons. Bases 155 to 1915 code for a protein of 586 amino acids. Gene Ontology annotation, molecular function: chromatin insulator sequence binding; DNA-binding transcription repressor activity, RNA polymerase II-specific; RNA polymerase II cis-regulatory region sequence-specific DNA binding. Gene Ontology annotation, biological process: central nervous system development; negative regulation of transcription by RNA polymerase II. Gene Ontology annotation, cellular component: chromosome; nucleus.